AUGGACAGGGAACAGGAUGAUGUGGGGCUACAUAUGGAGGAUCCCACCCAAAGAUGUAAGACCUCAACCCUCUUCCCCCGUUCAGGGCUGAAGGAAGGUGAGAGCCUGAGGGCUUUCCACGCAAGCGUGUAUGGAGAAGACAGCGUGGAUUCAGGGAACCACACAUGGGUGUCAGAGUUUGUCUUUCUGGGGUUCUCACAGACUCAGGAGCUCCAGCUCUUCUUGUUUCUGGUGUUUCUGUUUGUCUACACCACCACUGUCAUGGGAAACCUCCUCAUCAUGGUCAUGGUGACUGCUGAUUCCAGGCUCCACACACCCAUGUAUUUCCUGCUGAGAAACCUGGCUGUCUUAGAUCUCUGUUUCUCCUCAGUCACUGCCCCAAAGAUGCUGGCGGACUUCCUCACUGAGAAGAAGACCAUCACCUACCGGGGCUGCAUGGCCCAGAUCUUCUUCUUCCACCUCUUGGGAGGCGGGACUGUCUUCUUCCUCUCAGUGAUGGCCUAUGACCGCUACAUAGCCAUCUCCCGGCCCCUCCAUUAUAUCACCAUCAUGAAUACUCGAAUGUGUGUGGGGCUGGUGGUGGCUACCUGGAUAGGCGGCUUUGUCCACUCCAUUGUCCAACUUGUUUUGAUGCUUCCAUUGCCUUUUUGUGGCCCUAACAUCUUGGAUAACUUUUACUGUGACAUUCCACAAGUGCUGAGACUGGCCUGCACAGACACCUCCUUCCUGGAGUUCCUUAUGAUCUCCAACAGUGGGAUGCUGGUCUUCAUCUGGUUCCUCCUUGUUCUGAUCUCUUACACUGUCAUCCUGGUGAUGCUGAGGUCCCACUCUGGGCAGGCGAGGAGGAAGGCAGCUUCCACCUGCACCACCCAUAUCAUUGUUGUUUCUAUGAUUUUUAUUCCCAGUAUCUAUAUCUAUGCCCGACCCUUCACUUCCUUCCCCAUGGACAAAGCUGUGUCUAUCAGCUACACCGUCUUGACCCCUAUGCUCAACCCCAUCAUCUACGCACUGAGGAAUCAGGAGAUGCAGGCAACCAUGAAGAGAUUAGGCAAACGCCUAGUGAUUUCCAGCGGGAAGUGA
Odocoileus virginianus texanus is the source of this 1080-nucleotide messenger RNA. NCBI's taxonomy places the organism in Eukaryota, Metazoa, Chordata, Mammalia, Artiodactyla, Cervidae. The record is from RefSeq and is a predicted model, not a curated record.